AUGUCUCCCAUGAUGAGGAUCGUGCUGCCCGCUCUCGCGGUUGCCAGCACCGCCUUCGGUAUUAUCUCCAAAACUGCAACCUCCACCAUCCAGAACUCGGGCGAUGCGACCGCGUUGGCUUCGUGCAAAACUUUCUCGGGGAGCAUCGCCAUCUCCACAGGCACCUCGGACCCAAUUGCCCUCGAUGGCGUAGAGAAGAUCGACGGCAACCUAGCGUGCACUAACAACUCCGCUAUUCAAUCCAUAAGCGGCGGCUCUCUGUCGGAAAUCACGGGCCAGUUCCUGCUUGACACGGUGCAAGUUCUCAACACGGUGAACUUCCCCAAGCUCGCUACCGUCGACUCCCUCAAAUGGAACGCCCUCCCCAACCUUCAGACCCUGCAAUUCAACAACCAAAUCACUAAGGCCUCGAAAAUCGACAUCCAGAACACGCAGCUUCAGUCGCUCCAGGGUAUCAACAUUAAGAGUGUGGACACCCUGUACAUCGCUAACAAUCGGUACAUUAGCGACAUCUCGAUGCAGCUCGGCAAUGUCACUAGUUCUCUAACCCUCGAGGCGAACAACCCUGAAGUUAACGUUACUUUCCCUAACCUGAUCUGGGCCUUUAACAUGACGUUCCGCAACUGCUCUUCAGUUGAGGUGCCGUCUCUGGAGUCCCUGAACGGUUCCAUGGGGUUCUACGGGAAUGUUCUCACCAGUUUUUCUGCCCCCAAUCUCACCAAGAUUGGAGGUGCCCUUGCCUUCGUCUCCAACACUGAGAUGACGAACAUCUCCCUCCCCUUGUUGACUGAGGUCUCGGCCAACCUGCAGAUCGCGAACAACACCAAACUCGGCAAGAUCGACGGUCUGCCCCAACUAAAGACCAUCGGUGGUGCUCUUGACUUCAACGGCAACAUGUCCGAUAUCCAAAUCCCCCAGCUCAACGACGUCAAGGGUGCCUUCAACUUGCAGUCCACCGGUGACGUCCAGAAGGAGUGCGACGACUUCUUCAAGCCGCUCAAGAACAAGGGCAAGAUUCAGGGCAAGUUCGUCUGCGUCGGCAGCGUCGCUAAGCCCGGUGGUGAGGGCACCACGCCAACUGUCACUGGAGCCAGCGCCAAGAAGACUGGUGCUGCCUCGACCCUGAAUGUCCAGAGCAACGCUGCUAUGGGCCUUAUGGGCCUGGCUGCUGCUUUCUUCUUGUGA
Messenger RNA from Lindgomyces ingoldianus, 1185 nucleotides. RefSeq names its product GPI-anchored cell wall organization protein Ecm33. Gene Ontology annotation, biological process: fungal-type cell wall organization. NCBI's taxonomy places the organism in Eukaryota, Fungi, Ascomycota, Dothideomycetes, Pleosporales, Lindgomycetaceae. The coding region runs from base 1 to 1185 and encodes 394 amino acids. The record is from RefSeq and is a predicted model, not a curated record. The transcript is spliced from 3 exons. Gene Ontology annotation, cellular component: plasma membrane; fungal-type cell wall.